GAACGAACACUUAGCUUUCAGCGGGAAAUGUUAUGUGGUCGAUCAUCGGACGUUUCUGAAACAAAAGGAAGUGUUUUGGACAAAAACGAUGUUGCUAAAGACAGUGCAUCAAAUGAGACUGGACAGCGCGAUUGGGACGUGAAAUCCAGGACUCAGGAGGAAGACGAACUGUUAGGUAGAUCAGAUGAAAAUCACGACUUGUCAUAUGAAACCCAUUCGAACGAGACUGGCAGUUUUAGCGAGUUCCACACUGCAGUCGAGUGCCUUAACGAUUCGGAAGAAGGGAGUGGUGACUUUUCCAUCAACACGAAAAAAAACAACUUCGUCAAAAUCUCUACCGUUACAUCAGAGGAUGUCGAUCCUUUUGAGGAUGUCACUGCUGCCACCAAUGAAAUAACCGACAAAAAAGCAAUUUCGCCGAUUGAAUGGGACAGAGUUUCUGAUGAAGAAAGCGAGAACAGAGACGAACUUCAUGUCGAUGCCCCAGGUGAUGAGUUUUCUAAAGAGGAAGAAGCCCAAAACUCAGUUCGGCCCUCCAGUGUCAGAGGGCAUACGUGCACAAGUGAGAGAGAAAAUUACAUUGAUUCGCGCCUUUUUCGUUCUACAAAGUAUUUCCUCAUCAAAAGUAAUAAUUUUGAAAAUAUCGAAAUAGCGAAGUCUCGCAAUGUAUGGGCGACGACAAAGGGCAAUGAGACAAGACUGAAUAAAGCAUUUUUUGACUACAACAAUGUUUUGCUCAUAUUUUCUGUACGUGAGAGUGGUAGAUUCCAAGGAUUCGCUCGCAUUAUCGCCUCCUCAGAUCCUCGAAUCAAGGUUGACUGGGUGUUUUCUUCACGCAUGAAUACUGGUCUUCUGAGUAAUCCUUUUCGAAUUAAGUGGAUAUCCAAGUCUGAUCUCCCUUUCACAAAGACCGGACAUCUCUUGAAUGCAUGGAAUGAAGACAAACCUGUGAAAAUCGGGAGAGAUGGUCAGGAAAUUGAACCUACAUGUGGCGAGGCACUAUGUCGGUUGUUCAAUAAGGACGAACUUGGGGAAGAACAAAAACAACUAAACAUAGUUCAAGCUAUUGGUGAAAGAAUCAGUCGUAGAAAUGCAUUUGAGAGACUUGGAAAAAUUGUUGGUCGCCAUGGUCAAACGAGUCAUAAUGGUUCUCGUGUUGUUGGGUUAAACAAUCAAGACAACACUGGACUGUUGGGGGAUGCUACUGGAACAAACCAACGAUAUAUGGCACCUACUGAACGAAGGAGCUUGGUGAAUUACCCUCCUAUAACACCUUUAAUCAACACAGAUGGUUCGCGGCUAACCUCGACGGGAACUACACCGCUAUUGCAAGUAAACGCAGCUGCCGCUGCUAUGGCUGCAGCUGCAGCUAUGGCUGCAAUCAAAUCGUCCGGACCACAGUCAAUAGGUGCUUUUGCCCGAAGUGGAGCAAGCACUCUCAAUCCCACAAUUAAUUCCAGACUGCCUAUACAACCACCUACAUUCCCUCACAUAUUUUCAACCUUCCCGAAUUCAGGUGGUUCUUUCUCACGUUUGAAUGUAUCUAGUUCCUCUAACGCAACUCUGCUUCCGUUGUUACAACAACAGCAACUUCGUAUAUCUGGAUCAGCAGCAAAUGCCGCCGCAGGUGCUGUUCUUUCACAAGCUAUACAACAAGCUCGUAGUCUAUCCAAUCCUAAUAUGAUAAGUCGAUCAGGAAUGCCUGUCAAUCCUGUGUCAAACAGUGUGCCUGUAAAAUCUCAUGCCGAAAGAAGUCGUUCGCGCUCUGCUAGCGACAGCACAGCUUACAGUUAUGCUCGGGAACGUAAUCCAAGGCAUCGGAGAACUGACGGUUAUGUAGAAGAAGAGUCUCCACGAUUUGAAACAAUUCGACGGAAGUCACAUUCCCCGAGGAGGCGUGAAAUAACAUCAAGGCAUGGAAAUUAUGAAAGACCUCGUGGACAUAGAUCUCGUAGUCGGUCCAAUUCUCUUCCUAUUGACCGUAAUUUAUUGAUGACUUGGGACUAUGACGACUAUGUUCAACAAGUUAGCCGUGGUAUGCGACCAAACAUGUAUGGUGAAUUGGGAAGUCGAGUUGCCGGUUCAAGUGCUUAUUCACACAUUUCCCAAAGUCAUGAAAAUGAUCUGAAAUAUGAAGAAAAAGUAGAUGCGUUUUUACGUGGUAUUGGAUCACGCCCAAAAGUUGCAGGACAUGAUCAUCACUACUCACGCAGUCCUAGCCGUAGCUGUUCAUAUAGUCCACCUCCACCUCAUCCCCACAACCGUCGUCGUGAAUAUUGCAGGGGUUCCUCAUCCUACUCCAGAUCCAGGUCUCCUUCCGGACCAGGCAUACUUUUGUCUAAGGUUCGACGUGGAGAGAUAGAUCCUGAUGCUUAUCGUCACCGCCCACCAUCUCAAUAUUUAUCCCCUCGUCGGAGAGACCAUACUUGUUCCCACAGCCGCUCUCCUGCAAGCUUCGGUCGUGAGCUUCCAGCACAGUGGAGAAAGCCUUCACAGGCUUCCGUAGCUCAUUCAACUGGAAGUAGACGACACCAGCAAAUAGAGGGGCGAGUUCCUUCACACCAAGCACGAUCCCCUCGUGUUGUCUCGAGUGGAGGGUCACGAACGUACACUGCGAGCAGUCGUCAUCACAAAUAGCUGGUUUAUGUAAGUAUUCCUCUAUGCUGGCGUGUGACACUAUACUACUUAUGUACGUUAUUUGCAUUCUGUUUAACUUUUAGAAGUUUUCUUGCCUUCCAAUUGUCUUGCUUUUUGAAACUAACAUAAACGUCUAAGUGUGACAAAAAGCCGUGCCUGUUGAUGUGAACUACAAUACGGUUUAUUGUAGAAGGAGUGCCAACUAUUUAGAUUUACUUGCUUUUUAUUUGUGUCAUUUACUUAGACAUAUACAUUCUCUAUUUAUCCAGUCGUUCGCCUAGAUGAACCUGUUGCUUACUGUAACAUCGACAAACACUAAUUAUGUUACUGAGUGUUACGCUGAGUUUUGCAAGUCCAAUAACAGUAGUGUUGAUAAAAAGUAUAUUUUUGAUAAGAUUAUGAAAAUUUAUGUCGUUUCUAUUAAAUGGUAGGUAGACUACGACUCAUACCUGGUAGCUUUUCAGUCUCCGCAUAUACUUAUCUAUCGUAUGCAAUCUCAGUACUGCCCCCCUUCAAUGUUGAUUGAGAAUGAUUACUAACCUAAAGUGAAACAUAAUAAAGCAAAUUUUUUAUUCAUUUACCUUCAAAAGUAAAGUACAGCAUAUAUUAUUCUGAUCACGUCGACCGUUCUGAUAUCAAAAAGAUCACUAUAUCAUUAGUGAAGGAGGGGGUAAUAUGGUUUACAGUAUUGAAUUUUUCAACCACUUACCAUUAAUUUGUGAUGACCUUGGGAACUGUUUAAAGCAAAUGUUCACCGCUUGGCAAAAUAACAUGAGGACGGUCAUAUGUAUUCUUGUUUUUCCUCGUAGUUUUGACUUUUAUGCUUGAUAUAGUUUCGUGUUAUAUUUAUUCUUCGAACAAGGUGGUUCUUUUCCAGUUGAUUGGUAAGAAGAUUAAACAAUAAAUAGAUAUCCACCACUCCAGUAGAUUUUAAGCUGUCACUUAAUGUAACACUUGAUCAAAAUUAUUUCCUUCAUCUCGACCAGGUAAUUUACCUACCUACUGUCAUUGACUUCAUAGACUAAUCCAACGUUUUAGUUUGGUUAAGUAAUAGCUUUCUUGCCAUCUAGUAUUAUGCAAACUAGCAUUCCUAUUCUGUAUUAUACAUGUGUCAGUCAGUUCAAUAGAUGGAAAUGUGCAGCCUCGUCAACCGGUUCGGCAUCUUUUCUUAGAACCUCACGUUUAACCGCAGCAUAAUUUACUGAAUUAUUUCACCAUAUCCGAGAAAGUAUUAAAAUGCGUCUCCUACCUUCAAAGGGUAUGUUUUACAGUCAAGUUAAAAAUGAUUAAAUUGCUGCUCUCCUCCCCUUUGAUGUCCAAACAAGUGUCUCCUACGUCACAGGUGUUGGCAGAAACCAGACAGGGUUUUUCUAUCCGUGCUACAAUUAUAACAUUUUCCAACCUACUGGGCUUAAUGAAACUUCCAAGUUAAGUAAAACUGUCAGUGGAUUUCUUAAGUGCGAUUCUUCCAGACAGGUAUAUCAUGCGCAUAGUAUAUAAGCAAAUGAGUGAAUCAAUCACGAAAACGUCAAACCUGUGAAGUGUUAACUCCAAAAAUCUUUGUAAGAAAAUCAAAUAAAAGUGGGAGAAGUGUGCAGCACUGACUAGUACUACUUAUCGCAGCCAAUUUAAAUGAUACUUCACUACAACCUUUAAGUCUGUCAGCUAUUUUUGAUUAAACGGAUUUACGUAUGUUGAUGUACUCCAAAAUGAUCUUUCAAUUACAGACUUAAUCAUAAAGCCUGUCGAUCAAUUGAGUCAAAUACUUGCACGUCGCCAAUUAAUACAUUCAUGCACUAAGUUACCAUUUUGCAACUCCAACUUUAAUACGUUAAACGAGACUACCUUAGUUAUUCUUUUCCCGUUGGCUAGCUAGUGCGAAAAGUCCAGUUUUUGUAUAGAAGUUUUGUUGAUCGAGACUCCGGAAGAAUUGGCUUCUUAUGGAAUAAAAUGUUAUGCUUUUGUAAGGAUUGGUAGCAUAAAAUAACUGUCGGAGGAUGUUAGUUUAUUAGUCACCAACUUGAUUAAUCAAAACAUAAAUAUUGGGACUGAUUCUUAAGUAUGGUGUCACUUACACGGAGUGAUGUCGGAUCCUUCUACUGCAACACUAAUAAGCAGGAUGGCCGUCUGUAAGUGAACUAGACGAAUGCUACCUUUACCACCAAACGAAACGUCCGUAUUUCAGUUUCGGAAUCACAAGUACAGUUAAGAAUCGGUAUGUUUGUGUUCUAGAAUGCCAUCAGGUGAAGUUAUUAUCUUUACACCGACCCUAUUGUCCGAAACUUUUCGGACUUUUUGUUUAUGAGCUCCAGUUGAACGUCGUUUGAUUAUAUAGGUUAAUUUCUUUCUAGUUGUCACGAAUAAAUUUUAUUCUCAUGUACUGGGAGAGCCGUGAUCAAGACCAAUAAAUUGUGACUGCUUCUAGCUCCUGGACUGUAUUCAAAAAUUAGUAAUUUUUAAUCAUAUCAAACUAAUAUCUACAAAAUCUUUUGUAGUUAACCUUACUAUUUACACUACCUCUUCGCUCUCCCCUGACUCAAGUUCGUUGCGUUUUUUCCAAUCUUGAUAGGAGUCGAGGUAUUAAGUUAAUUUCUUUUCAAGAUUGUUAUACUAUGGGCGGUCGAACUGUCUCUCAUAACAUCCUGCCCGUCAUCCCAAUCAUCUGCUUUAGAAUUAAAUCAUGAUAUCAUCUUCUGUCAGCCACUCACUUUUCAACCAGCAAGUUACAAGUUCAAACUAUCAUCAAGUUUGGUUUGGACAGCCGAGCAAUAGCCUCACACUAACAGUGUGAUUUGAACCGCACAUAGCGAAUGAAUUACAUUUGACACUUGUAACUUUUUGUAACAUUUUCACUAUGGAUAUGUUGAUAUCUGUCUUUUUGAUGUGUAAACAUAUCUAACACUACCUAUCACCGAUUCUUUUCUUAUUACCUUUCCUGUUUGCGUUUCCUAAUUAUUGUAUAAAUCUUCACUCAAUUAUGCUUGAGCCAGCUUCGCUGCCAGUGAUGCUCAGAUCACAUCGACAUUCAUCAUUUUAGUAGGUGCUUCUAAAAUCCACUGAUGUUUCCCGAUCUGUUUUAAGUUGCUAAUAUAUCGUUGCCGUGUUCCCAACUAUCUGAACGUUGUCGUUCCGAGCUACUUCAGGAUGAAUAUAUAAAGACAAGGGUCUGAUUGUGAACAAGAUAAGCAUAUCCAGUGUCGGGUGUGCUUGAAUUUGGCAUUCUUCAGUUAACCACAUAGCAGUAGGAUCUUCUUGAGGGUCCGUGAACGGAAACUGAUUUGUUUUGAAGGUUUUACUGACCGGAGAGUAUGGAUACAGCGCAUGGAACGAGUUCUCAAAGGUGAUUACGCAUAGCAUUUUCAGUCUUAUCUUUUAGUGUGGUAUUAAUGCAGUCAAAAUUUUUGCCUAACAGCAUGGAGUGGCAAGUGGAAAAGUAAAUCAGACACCUAACAUUUAGGUACUUGUACUAGAUUUUUAUUCGCUUAUCUUGUUUUGUCCCAAUGUGACUGGUUUUUUCUUUCCCUUUUAGGUUUAUUCAGAUGAUCGUCGCUCUCUGAUACUUCUCGUAUGUUUUAGUUCUUGUACAGACUUCUAAGUUAAAUAAACGUCGAUAUGCUCAG
Schistosoma rodhaini is the source of this 6257-nucleotide messenger RNA. NCBI's taxonomy places the organism in Eukaryota, Metazoa, Platyhelminthes, Trematoda, Strigeidida, Schistosomatidae. The record is from the annotation of a GenBank genome assembly.